AAGAAGGUAACAAGAAUAAUAAAAUUAGAUCAAACUUGCCCUAAAUCGUAGGACAGUUUUCAACUAUUUAACUGUUUGGGUCCCGAUUUAAAGCAAAAUAUAUUUGGUUCUUUGAGAUUUGUUAUCUUUUUUAUCUAAAAUUUUUGAAGGUCAUAAAAGAAACCUGGAGAGGAAAAAGAAAAAACGCUUCAGGCAUGGAGAAGGACAAAGGAGGAGAUAGGGCAAAGAAAGGCACGGAAGAGAACUACCAAGCUUCAAACUUGCUCAGGAAUUCUCAAGGUAACCUCAUUACUGCCGCCAGUGAUGACAAUCUCAACGAAAUCUUUCGCCAAAUCAAAACUUCAAAAACCCCUGCAGUUAUCAACUACGGCGCAUCUUGGUGUCGUGUUUGCAGUCAGAUUCUUCCUGUAUUCUGCCAGUUGAGCAACAAGUUUCCGAAGCUAUCUUUUGUUUACGCGGAUAUUGAUGAAUGCCCGGAAACGACUCAACACAUUCGAUACACGCCCACUUUUCAUUUCUACAGAGACGGUGAAAGAGU
Sesamum indicum (sesame) is the source of this 538-nucleotide messenger RNA. Its product is annotated as Thioredoxin superfamily protein. The record is from RefSeq and is a predicted model, not a curated record. Lineage: Eukaryota; Viridiplantae; Streptophyta; Magnoliopsida; Lamiales; Pedaliaceae.